Molecule: messenger RNA, 834 nt
Organism: Myxozyma melibiosi
Lineage: Eukaryota; Fungi; Ascomycota; Lipomycetes; Lipomycetales; Lipomycetaceae
Product: nucleophile aminohydrolase
Exons: 9
Coding region: 159-809 (216 amino acids)
Cellular component (GO): proteasome core complex
Molecular function (GO): threonine-type endopeptidase activity
Source: RefSeq, a predicted model, not a curated record
CGCCGCGCUUUGGGCCUUCGAUGACCGUCUCCUUCACACAGUCCUGCUUACACCAGAGCCCUCCGCGAAUCCCAUCGACUCAAUCCGCUGUUUAUUGCACGCUGAUCAGCUUGUAAACAACUACAAAGGCAAUCAGAGGAGCGCGGAAUAUAGCCACGAUGAAUGGAAUAUCAGUUGAUAUGCAGGCCCUGAAGAAGGGCGAGGUGAACCUCGGAACCUCAAUUAUGGCGGUGACUUUCGAUGGUGGAGUCAUUCUCGGCGCGGACAGUCGUACUACUACAGGAGCUUUUAUUGCGAAUCGUGUGACCGAUAAACUUACACAAGUCCACGAUACUAUAUGGUGCUGCCGAUCUGGCUCCGCUGCGGAUACUCAAGCCGUGGCCGAUAUGGUGAAGUAUCAUCUCCAGAUGUACAGUGUUCUCUACGAGAAGCCGCCAACCAAGGUUGCCGCGUCGAUCUUCCAAGAGAUCUGCUACUCAAACAAGGAUGCUUUGUCGGCGGGAAUCAUCUGUGCCGGAUACGACGACAAGAACGGUGGUGAGGUGUACAGUAUUCCGCUAGGCGGCAGUCUUCACAAACAACCUUAUGCUAUUGCAGGCAGUGGAUCAACAUACAUCUACGGUUACUGCAAUACCCGAUUCAAGCCCAACAUGACCAGAGACGAAACCGUUGAUUUUGUGAAAGGAGCUCUUACCGAGGCGAUCAAAUGGGACGGUAGCUCAGGUGGUGUAAUCAGAAUGGUCGUAUUGACAAAGAAUGGCGUGGAGCGCUUGAUAUUCUAUCCCGACGAGUAUCAAAAGGAUUACUAAGGAUUUAAAACGUUUAAAGACAAGU